Molecule: messenger RNA, 411 nt
Organism: Arachis ipaensis
Lineage: Eukaryota; Viridiplantae; Streptophyta; Magnoliopsida; Fabales; Fabaceae
Source: RefSeq, a predicted model, not a curated record
AUGAAGACAAAGGUCCCAAAGGACUUCAAAGCCCCCGACAUGACCCCAUAUGACGGAACAUCCGAUCCAAGCUAUCAUCUCAGCAACUUUAGAAGUCGGAUGUACCUCACAGACGCCUCGGACGCAACUCGCUGCAAGGCCUUCCCAACCACUCUCACCAAAACAGCUAUAAAGUGGUUCGACAGCCUACCCCUAAGGUCGAUUACCAGCUUUGAUGAUCUUGCUAAGAAGUUCAUAGCCAGGUUCUCCAUUCAAAAAGACAAAGCCAAGCACGCUCCAAGUCUACUAGGAAUCAAACGAGGAGAUCGGGAGAAACUCCGAAACUAUGUGGAAAGAUUUAAUAAAGCAUGCCUUGACAUACAAAAUCUCCUUACAGAAGUAACAAUCAUGGGGCUUAUCAACGGCCUGUGA